AUGCAUAGCCUUGAGAUACACUCGAGUGGUAUCGUUCCCCGGAUCGUUACCCGGGUUCAACAUUUACGAUUGCUCACCAGAUACGGAACGAUGUUGUUUCGUACUCACAACUCCUACACCCUCCCGAAGCUCUAUGUGGACGAUCGCUGUCAAACACCUUCACUGCUCAGCCCGUAUACGCUUUCGGCGAGGGAUCAACAGAUACGCCUGUACUGUCAGACACUUAUCGGCCUCAUUCACGAUCUCCACAACAAAUCUCCCAAAUCCUCAUCUCGUCUACUACGACGUGUCCAACGAAUCCUUGGCAUCGAAACCCGGAUCAACCUGGCUGAGGACGGCAAAAGUCAUUUUGAGCACAAUGUUCAACUCUUCAGUAAGUGGAAAUCUGAUGUGUUGUAA
Molecule: messenger RNA, 399 nt
Organism: Cooperia oncophora
Lineage: Eukaryota; Metazoa; Nematoda; Chromadorea; Rhabditida; Trichostrongylidae
Source: the annotation of a GenBank genome assembly